AUGGCCCAUGCCGCGGCGACUUCGGGCGCUUCUCCGGCGCUUUGGUCGGCUGUGGCCUAUCGCUGCCAGGAGCUUGGUUCCCGGGUAAACUACUGGGACGCAGUACAUAUUCUUCAGGCUUUCACUGCGGCUGGGGUGACAAACGCAGAUUUGUUAAUGCACCUUGCGGAAGUCUUGACCGACAAAACGUCAAAGAUGGCUCCCAAGCACAUUCUCGAUGUGCUGGCGGUGUACGAGGCCGCAGACCUUCGUCCUGCUGGACUGUACGUAGAACUGCUCCAUGCCAUCGUGCGCCUCGCACGGUCCAUGUAUGCAGAGGAGCUCACCUUAGUGCUCCAAGCUUUAGCACGCUACGGCUUGGGGAAUCCCACGGUGGUGGCUCAGCUCAUGCGCGUAGUCCAGAUUGAGAUCAAGGAGUUCAGGCUUCGGUACCUCUGUGCUACCGCCGGUGCCCUUGGGACGAUGAGGGCCUGUCCUGCGGAGCUCAUGGCGACGCUCGACUCGCAUGCUCGAUUUGAGGUGGACACCAUCAACACCCAGGAGCUUUUGGACAACGUUCAGGCCUUCCCGCAGCUGGAGUAUUCUUGGCAACCAUACGAGGAUCUUUGCCUGCGCGAGUUUCUGAGUCGAGUAGCGCGGCUUCAAACUGCUGAGGACGUGGAUCAGAUGGUGGAUCCCUUUCAGGUCCUCUUUUUUCUUCAGGCUCGCGGCCACCUCCACACAGACUACCUGAGAGCUUUGACCCAAUGGUGCCUUCGAGGAGUUCAUCGGCCCAAUGUCAGGUCUGAGCGACGACCGACAACAGCGCAACUCAUUACCUUGUAUGACUACUGUCGUGAACAUGAGCUUGAAGAUGAGCCUGCGCUGAAUGAUGCCAUUGCUUACUUUGUCGAGUCUGGUGGAGGCAAGUGGCAGGAAGUAUAUGCGCGUCCGCUGUCUUACACAAAGAAGCGCUACUACAUCCGCACAGAAGACCCUCUGCAGGAUGUCGACUUGCCACCGCUUCCACGCUCCAGGUCCGCUCCGGCGAAGGUGAAGAUGUUGGAAGACCUCCCUGGCCUUCCAGGCCUUCCGGCCCUCACACCAACCGAGAGGGAGGACCAAGAGGAUGACCUGGCGCUGAUCGAAGAAGCGGACGUUGUGCGCAAGAAGCCAUCUGGGAGUUCGCCUCUGCUGAAGGAGGGCGAGUCAAUCGCACGAGUUCGUGUACGAUCUCGGAGAAAACUGGAUAGACCACGUCGAGCUUUCGAUCCGCUUCGAAAGCGCUACCGAGACCAAGAGCUGCCACAGCCUUUGUGGUACUACGGCGGGUGGGGAAUGCGUCCAAAGUAUCAGCCAGGUCGCAGCCUGGGAAGUCGCUACCCCUACGCCAAGGUGCCCAUUGGGCCGCGAGGCGGUGCCUGGGUCUUGCGAAGGUGA
Molecule: messenger RNA, 1419 nt
Organism: Symbiodinium pilosum
Lineage: Eukaryota; Dinophyceae; Suessiales; Symbiodiniaceae
Source: the annotation of a GenBank genome assembly